This is a messenger RNA of Balaenoptera acutorostrata (minke whale), 2367 nucleotides long. RefSeq names its product vasopressin V1b receptor-like. Gene Ontology annotation, cellular component: membrane. The record is from RefSeq and is a predicted model, not a curated record. Gene Ontology annotation, biological process: regulation of systemic arterial blood pressure by vasopressin; G protein-coupled receptor signaling pathway; positive regulation of vasoconstriction. Lineage: Eukaryota; Metazoa; Chordata; Mammalia; Artiodactyla; Balaenopteridae. Gene Ontology annotation, molecular function: peptide binding; vasopressin receptor activity. The transcript is spliced from 2 exons. Bases 326 to 1597 code for a protein of 423 amino acids.
CCGUGCACAGCCUCAUCCAUUCUUCCUUUCCUGACACCUUGCCUCCCUGACCCCUCCUUCCCUUCGCUCCUGGGUUCCCCCUCCCCUCUCUGGGAUCAGCAUCUUCUCCUUCCUUAUCUCAUUCUCCAUCGUCUUCUCUACCCCCAUCUUCUUAACGAUUUCCACCCAGUUUCAGCCUUUUCCCGGUCAUCCCCAACCUUCUCCUUUUUUCCAUCUUAAAACUUCCCCUCCCCACUCCAUCUCCUUCAACCAACCUCUCCACUCACACUCACACUCUCCAUCCAUCCCUCUCCUUCCUCCCGUUCCCUCCCAGCAAACUUCCACCAUGGAUCCUGGGCCUCCUUGGAUCACCAGCCCCACGCCCGGGAGCACCCUCUCUGUCCCCAGUGCCACCACACCCUGGCUGGGCCGGGAUGAGGAGCUGGCCAAGGUGGAGAUCGGCGUCCUGGCCACUGUCCUGGUGCUGGCGACAGGGGGCAACCUGACUGUGCUGCUGACGGUGGGGCAGCCCGGCCGCAAGCGCUCCCGCAUGCACCUGUUCGUGCUGCACCUGGCCCUGACGGACCUGGGCGUGGCGCUCUUCCAGGUGCUGCCCCAGCUGCUGUGGGACAUCACCUACCGCUUCCAGGGCCCCGACCCCCUCUGCCGGGCCAUCAAGUACCUGCAGGUGCUCAGCAUGUUCGCCUCCACCUACAUGCUGCUGGCCAUGACGCUUGACCGCUACCUGGCCGUUUGUCACCCCCUGUGCAGCCUCCAGCAGCCCAGCAGGUCCACCUACCCUCUCAUUGCAGCUCCUUGGCUGCUGGCUGCCAUCCUCAGCCUCCCUCAAGUCUUCAUUUUUUCUUUACGAGAGGUGAUCCAGGGCUCUGGAGUGCUGGACUGCUGGGCAGACUUCCGCUUUCCUUGGGGGCCACGGGCCUACAUCACCUGGACCACCCUGGCCAUCUUCAUCCUGCCUGUGGCCAUGCUCACGGCCUGCUACAGCCUCAUCUGCCAUGAAAUCUGUAAGAACCUAAAAGUCAAGACCGGGGCCUGGAAGGUAGAAGGAGGGGGUUGGAGGACUUGGAACCGGCCCUCACCUCCUUCUGCACCAGCUGCAGCCACACGGGGGCUGCCAUCCCGGGUCAGCAGCACCAGCACCAUCUCACGGGCCAAGAUCCGGACUGUGAAGAUGACCUUCGUCAUUGUGCUGGCCUACAUCGCCUGCUGGGCGCCUUUCUUCAGCGUCCAGAUGUGGUCUGUGUGGGACGAGAAUGCCCCUGAUGAAGAUUCAACCAAUGUGUCUUUCACCAUCUCCAUGCUUUUGGGCAACCUCAGCAGCUGCUGCAACCCCUGGAUCUACAUGGGCUUCAACGGCCACCUGUGGCCGCGUUCCCUCUGCCGUCUGGCCUGCUGCGGGGGGCCGGGGCCCAGGAUGUGCAGGCAGCUCUCCAGCGGCAGCCCGUCCAGCCGCCGCGCCAUGCUGCUGACCCGCUCCAGUGUCCUGCCCACCCUCAGCCUCAGCCCCAGACUCAGCCAGAGGCCGGGGCCCGAAGACCCACUGAAGGGUGAAGAGCAGGUGGACAGGGACACCAUCACCGAGACCAGCAUCUUUUAGGGAACGCUCCCUGGAGUGUGGCAGAGGGCCUCUACCCAUCUCAGCACUGGAUGUAAGUGCUGGGAGCACAGGGCUGGAGUUAGGGGAGCCCAGUUUGAGGCAGGGCGAGGAGGCCAGAAUGGCUGCUCCUACUCUUGGUGACACAGCUGCCGUCGUUUGCUCCCAACCUCACGUGCUCGGAGUCAGGGAGAAGCAGACUGUCUGCUUCCCUGAUCCUGCCAUAUUCACAGGGUGUCUGGGAACCACACGUGUGGUAGAUGUGGUGCCCCAGAUCUGACAGGCCUAGGGCUGUCCUGUCUGGGGGUCCACAGGCAGCAGGGACUCAGAGGCUGGUCUCCUAUCUGGUUUGUCCCAUCCUAACCUGACUAGCGCAUCCCAGUUCAACCAGGAGAGGGAAGGAGUGAAAACCUUCGAGAAGGACCCUGUUUGCGUCCUGAGUUUUUGUUUUUUGGGUUUUUUUUUGGCAGAGAGAGGAUUGUGUAAUGAAGAAAGUGAAUAGGUGUGAGGGCUUCGCCUGCUAUGCCCACCUGUCUACCGAAGGGAAAUGCAGGGUUAGCACAGCACCUGGUAACUGGUCAAAACUCUGCAAGCGCUACUUCUCUUCUCCCCACGCACCUCGUUUAGAGUUAGGGUGGGUGACGGGGCAAAGUAUUGCAUAUUCUCAGUGGAAUGACCCACGGGGGGUGAGCGUGAGAAGAAAGAGUGAGGAAAGGAGGAGAUGAAAACGGUCACAAUAAAAUUCUGAGUGGGAGGAAGCCUCGGAGGCAACA